Molecule: messenger RNA, 435 nt
Organism: Fusarium tjaetaba
Lineage: Eukaryota; Fungi; Ascomycota; Sordariomycetes; Hypocreales; Nectriaceae
Exons: 3
Coding region: 1-435 (144 amino acids)
Source: RefSeq, a predicted model, not a curated record
AUGGCAGAGAUGCACAACGUACCUCCUGAAAAGAGUGUCUUUUGGCUGUGCAACCAGUACAAGGGUGAGGGAGAGAAAUGCGGCAACCUCAAUGAUAUAAAAGAUAAGCAAUGUGACGAUUGCAAGAUGAGACGAGAUAAGGGAGACUUGGCCUGCAACGAAAGAAUACGAGUCAUUGGCAAGCUGAAGAAAGUGGAAGGUGAGGCGCUGAUCGCAGGAAUUCGAGAAGACACCGAGGUCUGGAAGUGUAUGCGAACAAACCCCGAUGGGACAAGAUGCCCUGGGGCAACAGACCCAGCACAAAUGCUUUGUCACAAAUGUGGGUUGAAGAGAGACGUUGGAGCAGUCGCUAAUAAUGAAGAUGGCAAGAAGAUUGGAGAGUUGAAGAAGGUUGAAGCUACUGGGAUCGAGCACUGGGAGUUCAACGACAAUUAG